This is a messenger RNA of Argiope bruennichi, 1069 nucleotides long. Its product is annotated as probable glutathione S-transferase 7. Lineage: Eukaryota; Metazoa; Arthropoda; Arachnida; Araneae; Araneidae. The coding region runs from base 184 to 951 and encodes 255 amino acids. Gene Ontology annotation, biological process: glutathione metabolic process. Gene Ontology annotation, molecular function: glutathione transferase activity. The transcript is spliced from 7 exons. The record is from RefSeq and is a predicted model, not a curated record.
GAAUUGGCUUUCGCUAGAGGGGGAUCACAUGGUUAGAACUGCAGCAGCUGAUAAAGAUUUAUUAAACUAGGCAGGUGGGUAGGAUACUUCAUCACAGCUUCUACUCGCACUUGUAUUUAGAAUCGAAGGAGCCCGUAACAGAGAAUACUGAAAAGGUAUUCCAUAAAAGAAAUAUCUGCCAAGAUGCAAACGAUGUCUGAGCUUCGGGUCGCAAAUUCAUCCCGGAAUGACACAGGCAUCUAUACUUGCUCAGCAACCAGUGAUAUUGGCGCCGAUGAAGCUGUCAUAAAACUGAUCGUACAAGCCAUGGCUAAGUACAAGAUCAUCGAUUAUGUGUACCCCACAGCAGGCGAAUUAGCCAGACUCAUACUACAGUACAAAGAUGUCGAGUACGAUGACGAAAAGGUUGACUCACCAGACCGAAUAUACGAAGCUGAAGAAGAGUCUCCAUUCGGUGUGUUGCCAGUUUUGCUUGUUAACGGGAAAGUAGUCGCUCAACAAAAUGGAAUUCCCCGUUACUUAGCCAGAGAAUUGGAUCUCGUUGGUAAAAAUAACGAAGAGGCCGCCAUUUGCGAUAUGGUUAUGGACGGACUGGGUGUCAUGUUCUCUAAAGUGAGAGGAAACCAAAUCUCGAAACUGGAUGCCAAACAACAGAUCGCCCUAUUCAAACAGAUGAUUGAAGAAGACGUCCCAAGAUUCUUAGCAAAGUAUGAGAGGUUCCUAGAGAGGUCUGAUCUCAAAAGUGGAUACUUAGCAAGUGAACAGCUCACAUGGUGCGAUCUGGGAGUGGCUUUGACAUUCGCUGGAAUGCAAAUCAGACAACCAAAACUCCUCGAGAAGUAUCCUCAUCUGAAAAAUUUCGUGGAUAAAGUUACAGCUAACGAAGUGGUCUCCCAUUUCAUAGAAACUGAGUUAGCGCCUUCAGCUGUUCUUAGAAAAAACAGCAUGUAAAAAAGAAUAGUUUGUGUUGUUUUCAAUGUGAUCAAAAUGUUUUGUUUCUUAUUUUUUUAGCGAAUAAAUGAUAUAAUGUAUAAUUCCAAAAAAAUUGUUCAAUAAAUAAUUAAUACAA